Gasterosteus aculeatus aculeatus (three-spined stickleback) is the source of this 3207-nucleotide messenger RNA. It is a transcript of the gene gtf2a1, whose product is annotated as general transcription factor IIA, 1. Gene Ontology annotation, cellular component: transcription factor TFIIA complex. NCBI's taxonomy places the organism in Eukaryota, Metazoa, Chordata, Actinopteri, Perciformes, Gasterosteidae. Gene Ontology annotation, biological process: transcription initiation at RNA polymerase II promoter; transcription by RNA polymerase II. The record is from RefSeq and is a predicted model, not a curated record.
GCUCAGUAUAUAAAGCAGGACCACGACGGCAGGACGGCGGCUGGGAGUCGCAGCCCGGGAUUGUAAAUAAGACCGCUCAAACUGUGUUUUAUUUACAAAAGUAAUGCCGGCUGUUUUAAGAGAGCGUUCCCAGUUGUUUUAAGUCAUUUUUUUUGUAAUUUUUUUGGCUCUAUCUCUCGCCUAUUUCCGUGUGGUUUUUACACUACGCGUAUAAUGGCGAGCUCGGCUAACUCGAACCCAGUGCCUAAACUAUAUAAGUCUGUAAUUGAGGAUGUGAUCAACGAGGUACGAGAGCUCUUCCUGGAUGAGGGAGUGGACGAGCAGGUGCUUCUGGAGCUGAAAACGCUGUGGGAAAACAAGCUGUUGCAGUCCAAGGCAGUGGAGGGCUUCCACACCGAGGAGCAGGCAGCCCUGCAGGCCGCGCAGCAGCAGCAGCAGCAGCAUCAGGUCCAGCAGGUGCAGCAGGUGCAGCAGGUCCAGCAGCAGGUUCAGCAGGUGCAUCAGGUCCAGCAGGUGAAUCAGCCUGCACAGGCCCAGCAGGUCAUUCUGCCCCCCCAGCAGCAGCAAGCUCCACAGCAACAAGUGAUUGUUCAAGAUUCCAAGAUUCUGCAGCACAUGAGUGCGACGGGGAUGAGUGCAGCAGCGACAGCAGCAACGCUCGCUCUGCCCACGGGCGUCACUCCGUACCAACAGCUCAUCACCAGCCAAGGUCAGAUCCUCCAGGUGGUCCGCGCCGCCAACGGGGCCCAGUACAUCAUCCAGCCCCAGCAGCAGAUCCUCGUGCAGCAGCAGAUGCAGCCUGGCAGCGUGCAGGCGCCGGUCAUACAGCAGGUAUGCCCCGUCAGACAGGUCCUGGCUCCCAUGCAGGGAGGCCUGUCCCAGCAAGGGGUCAUCAUCCAGCCGCAGCAGAUUGUCUUGGCUUCAGGAAACAAAGUCCAAGGCAACCCUCAGUUGAUGCAGGCAGCAGCUCUGGCGCAGCAGCCCGGCCAGGCAGCGACGGCGCAGGUCCAGCAGGUCCAGCAGGUCCAGCAGGUCCAGGGUUCCGCGGCCCCUCAGGUCCCAGCGCAGACCCAGGCCCAGCAGCCUCCCAUGAUACUGCAGGCGGACGGCGCCGGGGACACCUCCUCGGAGGACGACCAGGACGACGAGGAGGAGGAGUAUGGCGAGGAUGAGGAGGAGGAGAAGGACAAGGACGGGGGAGAGGACGGGCAGGUGGAGGAGGAGCCGCUGAACAGCAGCGACGAUGUCAGCGACGAGGAGGACCAGGAGCUGUUUGACACGGAGAACGUAGUGGUGUGCCAGUACGACAAAAUUCACAGAAGUAAGAACAAAUGGAAAUUCCACCUGAAGGACGGGAUCAUGAACCUGAACGGGAGGGACUACGUCUUCUCCAAAGCUAUCGGCGACGCUGAAUGGUGAAGAGGGAAGAAGCGCCCCGGAGACCGGAGCGGGAACUGUAGCUCCCUCUGUCCAGUCAACAGACACUUCAGCGUCCUCCGGCGCCGGUGGCUGGAUGCGUUUCAGGAAACACCUUCUGAGUCUCUGAGAACUCUCCGACUUCCAAAAACACUCAACUGACCAUUCGGGACGGUCCACCUGCGCCCCGAGUCCCCUUGGCUUCUUUCCCCCGAGCGCAUCCACACGCGAUGGGAAGCAAGCCUUUCACCGGUGUCGUGGACCGGGGGGGGGGGAGACCUGAGCCGCUCCACACACACCCCCUUCCCCCCCCCCAGAGGGUCAGAGGUCAUUCAUUACUUCCCCGUAGAUGAGAACCACCUUCGUGAUGCACUGUAGUCGGUUGACUGGAUUGACUCGUGUCUGCUUUUAAGUCCAAACAUAGUGGCGCCGGUCGGGAUCGCCGCCUGUAGAGCCGCCACAAUCUUUUGGCUUCUAAUUUCUGCUUUUGGAUCGUAGUUCUGUCUCAAUUCAUUUCUAUGAAACGGUGCUCCAGAGUUUUUAUGUAGGUAACAAUCUGUAAUUGUUUUAAACUUUUCUUUUUUCUUCUAUUUUUAAAUGAUAGCUAAAUUACAUUAUAAUUACAUUAAUUCUAAAAUAACUAGUUGUUUAAAGGCAUUAUUUUAAUCGAAUGAGCGCUCAAUCCAAAAACGUUUUUCCCGCUGCUUCUCUGGAGCUUCAUUCCAUCUUUAUUGGUCACAAAAAAAAGAGGAGGAGCCGAUCCGACACUGACUUUGUUUGUGUAACGUGCGCGUUGUGUGACGUCCGUCUCUUCUUCUCUCAUUUGAAUUCCCUGCAGCCGUCAGUUCAUCCGCGUGUUGCGGAAUCCAUCAAACCGUACAAUAGUUUAACAUCUGUCCUUUUUUUGCUUUCUUCUUUUAAUUUAUUUCUGAUAUUUCAUCACGUGUUGUGUUCUUUUGAAAGGCUGGAAAGCCGCACCAAACUGUGCUCUUAUGAUCUAAUAAGUGUUCCUUUUUUUUUUUUUUUUUUCUCUUGUUGGACGAAGCUGCGUAACGCUGAGUUCCCAUGACGUCCACCGUGAGCUCUCCUCGCUUUUAAUUUUGUUCAUGGCUUUUAAAAGAAUAUUUUCUAUUGAAGCGAGUAUAACUCGGGGGGGCCUGUGUGUUUCUCUGCAGUUGGUUUUUAGCGCCCCUGUUGCAGCAAUUCAAAAUAAAGUCUGUGUUUUUUGACUGUCGUGUGAAUUUGGUUGGUCGUUGCUAAUCUAGUGUGUUUUUAAAGGAACUCUCUUCAUAUCAAGGAAGCGCUGAUUACGUGACCAACGCUAAACGAGCAGUGAAAUGUUUCCUGUCCUUUCCCCAUACGUAACCCAACCGAAGUACAAUCCUUUGUUUUACUCAUUGCAACUAUUUUGAUUAAUGUGCACAUGCAAACCAAGUGGCUGUCAAUCAUCACCAUUCUCAAAGACAAAUAGGCAGAUGUGCGUAUUUUGGGUAGAACGCUAAAGAAAAAGGAGCAGCUCCUGCAGUUAUUUGUAAAAGGUGAAACCCGCUCAGUCGUAGUUCUUUUGUGUUCUCCUUACUGUUGGAUGUAUCGUGUGCCUUUUUACAGCUUUUUUAUUUUUCGAAAUGGAACAAAUGUCGGAUGAGCUUAAGAAGAGUACUAAACGGUAUCCUCUGCUUUCAGAAUGUCCUGUUGUGUGUGUGUUCCGCUAACGUAAAUGUAUUGUUCUCAUACAUAAUUAUUUUUUAUUAAAUCAAGUUUGGAACGAAAGCCCAGACCGACUCAUUUAGA